CCUUUCCUUGCAGCAGUUUAGAAAAGCAGAUUGCACUUAGCCAAGGGCCGGGGAAAACCAAAGGAGGGCUAUUGGAAAAGGGUCAGAGCCCUUGCUGAGGGUCCAGGAUGGUUUUUCCCCUGGCUCUGCUCCUGCUAUGGGUAUGUUGCACUGCAGCGGAUGAAGUAACCUGCCAACCACAACAUAUUGAUCAUGGACGUAUACUGGCACAAAGGGCAGUUUAUAAGGAUGGUGAACAAAUACAAUUUUCCUGUGACCGUGGAUACAGACAUGCUGAUAGGAAUGAAGCAACAUGCACUCGGAAUGGGUGGAAUGGACGACUGGAAUGUAUAGAAAUUGUAUGCCUGCCACCCCAUGUAGGAAAUGGUGACUUCCAACCUAAGGAGCUUCAGUUUAGACAUGAGGAACAAAUUGAGAUAGUGUGUCAUGAAGGGUUUCAGAGCAGUGACCAUUUUUCUGUGUGCACCGAACAAGGCUGGCAACCCCCUGCAACAUGUAUACCUAAGAACUGUGGCUAUGUCCGUUUAUCAAAUGGAUAUUUUUAUUACAAUGAACCAUUACAUUCCUUCCCCAAAAGGCUGGGCUAUACAAUGGAUUAUCAUUGUAAUUCUGGUUUUCUGCCACCAAAUAAGGAAAACUGGCAAAAAAUUAAGUGCACCAAGACUGGCUGGGAUCCAGAACCAAAAUGUUUCAAAAUAUGUGAACAGAGGUAUCCUAUUAGAAAUGGCAAAUUCAUUUAUAAUUAUUGGACCCGACCCUUCAUCGAGGGUAACAGAAUCUCCUAUUCUUGUGACAAAGGAUAUCUCUCUGCAUAUGAGAGUGCAACAGCCACAUGCACAAAAGCUGGCUGGUCACCACCACCCAGAUGUAUCAAUUUGACAGAGAUUUGCACAAAGCCAGCUGAAGAGAAUGUUGUCUUUAACACAACCAAAGCCAUUUCAUUUUUCAAGGAAACACUUCGCUAUGAAUGUAAAGAGGGUUUUGAAACCAUUAAAAAGACUAUAGAUGGCCACACACAAUGCACAGAGAAUGGAUGGGACCCAAGCCCUGCCUGUCUGCCCAUUGAAUGUGAAGCCCCUGUUCUGGAGAAUGGAAGAGUGGAGGAAAUAAAAGGCAAAUAUGUGAAUGGAGAUGUGGUGCGGUUUUCCUGUCUGAGAGGGUACACGAGAGUUGGGCCUGACUCUGCCCAGUGUUACCACUUUGGAUGGUUUCCCCAGCCUCCCAUCUGUAAAGAAAUCCAGUCACUUACAUGUGAGAAUAUUGCCCCGCUCAACGGCUUUUUCAUGAGCCAACAAGAUCACUUUUCCCUCAAUGAGAAAGUGGCCUAUGGCUGUCAGAGUGGCUUCGCAACUCUGGAAGGACAUAAGAAGGGAGAGACACAAUGCCUGGCAGAAGGGUGGAGGCCAGAGCCAAAGUGUGUCAGACUCUGCCCACCACCACCUCAGCUUCCAAAUGCUGUCAGUAUAACAGAGAUGAGAAACUACAGGAGUGGUGAAGAGGUUGUCUUCAAGUGUGUGGAAAAUUUUAUUCUUCAAGGACCACAACAAAUAAUGUGUGAAGGAGGAAGAUGGCAGACCCCCCCACGCUGUGUUGAAACAUCAUGUCAGAAGCCUCCCACCAUCCUCAAUGCUUCAUAUCGUAACGCUGUGAAAAGCUCCUAUGAGCCUAGAGAAACAAUAGAUUAUGAGUGCCAUCCUGGUUUUGUUGCUGAAGGACCACAAACUAUUACAUGCAGAAGAGGAGAAUGGUCACAGCCUUCCACCUGUGAAGAUGUAAGAUGUCCUCUUCCACCUGCUAUUCCAAAUGGUCAAAUUAAUGGAAUCAUAAAGGAAAGUUAUUUGCCUUUGGAGAAAUUGAAGUAUCAAUGUCUCCCCCCCUACAGUCUUUUUGGAUCUUCUACAGUAAGGUGUUUGAAUAAAGAAUGGACAAGCAUACCAGAGUGCAGAGCUGCUGCAGGAAGAUGUGAUCGCCCACCUGCUAUAGAGAAUGGAGACACUCUGGAAAUGCAUAAGCCCAAUUAUAUGCCGGGAGAUAAUGUGCACUAUAAAUGCCAAAACAUGUACAGAAUGGAUGGAAAUGCAGAAGUAAUUUGCCAAAAUGGUCAUUGGACAGAACCACCAACCUGUAUAGCUCCUUGCUCAACAAGCGAAGAAGACAUGAACAUGAACAAUAUACAGUUGAAGUGGAAAUACGACUCAAAACUGUAUGCAGAAUCUGGAGAUAUUACAGAAUUUGCCUGUAACUGGGGCUACCGUGCAGAUCGUAAUUCUCCUCCAUUCAGAGUACAGUGUGUAGAUGGCAGACUUGAAUAUCCAAGAUGUGUAAGACAGGUAUAAGAUGAAGGAGGAGAAGCAUAAAACCAAGAUUUUUAACCAGCAUACUAUCUUCCAGAAUCAUUAGUCACUUAUCUUAAAAAUAAUUACAUUCAGCAAGAUUUUUACAAAUGCCUUUUUCAUGGUUUUUAUGCAGCUGCUCACAGUGAAUUAUGAACAUUGAAAAAACUUGGUUGUGAGAUCAGAUGCAUUCCCAGGAAUGCAUCAUAGCUAGCAUUUAUUCCAAUUAAGAAUUAAACCCAAGAUGAAAUCCAAAAUCAUUUUAAAAUCCAUUUGGAUAUCUAAGUAUACAUCUUUGCUUUGUUGCAAUAAUUCCUGGCAACUUUGACUGGUCUACUUUCUACAAGCUCUAAUUUUCUACAUUGUUUCUAUGUUCUAUAUGCUAUAAUCCACUUGUUGUAAUAUCCGAAAUAAAUGAAACUGUAGGCACAUAACAUAAAUCUGUAAGUCUUACAACUAUUAGAAGUUCCAGACAUUCAAAUACCAAACCUAACGCAAAAAUAUAGGAGCAUUAUAGCCUAUAAAGGCAGAUAAUAUAUCUCUACAACAUUUCAUUUAAGAAUGUUAGUAGAACUUAAAAAAUUUAAAAGCUUUCUUGAAAAUUCAUGAAAAAAUAAGAAUAUAAGGUGAAAACCAUUAUUUGGCUCUAAGCACGUUAGACAUACCAAAAAUCACUACAAAAUAUUCUCAACUUAUUGAAGUCACUAUAAAGUCCAUUGUUGUUUGAUGAAAUGAAGCCUUGAUGCUUCAAUGAGAGGUCUCCUUCGUGGAUUGUUUGGUUGGUGAUUCUCAAAAGUAUUUAUCCUUUAGGUGUUUCUAUCUUUAAUAUAAGUAAUUAGUCAUCUUAUCUGGUUUUCCUUAGAGGUAGAGGAUGGCUUGGGUUGCCACUUCUAUACAAAUCUCCAUAGAUUUAGAAAAAGUCUCGGCACAGAUUUUUUUUUAAUGUAAUGUGUUUUGUCUUUGAAUGGAGAAGGCAGGGGAUCAUAGCCUCUGUGAAUGGCAAAGCCAGUGGAUCAGUAGACCUGCCAAUGGCAGUCUCUGGUACUCUGAAAUCUAUAUUAACAUUGAUAGAUGGCACAAUU
Pogona vitticeps (central bearded dragon) is the source of this 3415-nucleotide messenger RNA. Lineage: Eukaryota; Metazoa; Chordata; Lepidosauria; Squamata; Agamidae. The record is from RefSeq and is a predicted model, not a curated record.